GGGACGAAGACGAAGACAAAAACGGACAAACGGCCCCAUCAUUUUUGUAUUUAUUACGUUACAAGGGGAACCACUGCCCCAAAGCAGUUUGAAAACACGAAGCGGUUGCAUCCAAUCCAAGCACCGAGACAAUGGCGGUUGCAGCCUCAGAAGUCAACGGACUCGUCCUAACUCCGAUAUCCAAAGCCGACGGAAACUUCCAUAGACCCACCGAACUCAAAGCUUUCGACGACACUAAAGCCGGCGUUAAAGGCCUAAUCGACGCCGGAAUUUCUGAGAUUCCACGCAUCUUCUACCGCCCACCGGACGAUGAUGACUCCGACAAUGUUUCCGGCCGAACCCAAAUCCAUAUUCCGGUGAUAGACCUGGAGCACGUCAACAAAAAUUCACUCAAACGCAAAUAUACCGUCGACAGAAUCCGAGAAGCGUCGGAGAAAUUGGGUUUCUUUCAACUGAUUAACCACGGGAUGCCGGCCAGCGUUCUUGAAGAGAUGAAAGAUGCGGUUCGGGAAUUUCACGAACAGGACACGGAAGUGAGGAAACAAUUCUAUGCCCGCGAUCUCACCAAACCUUUGAUUUACAACAGCAAUUUCGAUCUGUACAGCGCAGCCACCACCAAUUGGAGGGAUACGGUUGGGUACAUAGGUGCUCCGAAUGCCCCAAAUCCGCUAGACUUGCCUGAAUUUUGCAGAGAUAUUCUAGUGGAUUACUCGAAACGGGUGAUGGAAAUUGGGAAAUUGCUGCUUGAAUUGCUGUCGGAGGCUCUUGGGCUGAACCCAAAUUACUUGAACGACAUAGGGUGCAGCGAGGGGCUGGCACUUGUGUGCCACUAUUACCCACCAUGCCCACAGCCCAAAUUGACCAUCGGAACAUCGGAGCACACUGAUAACGACUUCAUCACGGUGCUGUUGCAAGACCACAUUGGCGGCCUCCAAAUUCGUCAUCAGAACAAGUGGGCUGACGUGCCACCUGUCGCCGGAGCGUUGGUCGUCAACGUCGGAGAUCUUAUGCAGCUAAUAACGAACGACAGAUUCAAAAGCGUUAAGCAUAGGGUUUUAGCAAACAGCGAGGGCCCGAGGAUAUCAGUGGCGGGGAUUUUCUCCACGCUUUCUUUACCGACCUCCAAAUUGUAUGGGCCCAUAAAGGAGUUGCUGUCAGAAGAAAAUCCUGCGAUAUACAGAGAAACCACAGUUAGAGACUUCAAUAUUCAGUUCCGUUCAGACGGCCUUGGAACUUCUACUUUGCAGCGUUUCAAGCUGAGUCAAGCAGAUAAUGUUUAGUUGUUUUUAAGGAAGAUAAAGGAAACAGAGUGAUGGAUUCUAUGUUCUUCGUUUGAUUGAAAAAUGUCAAAGCAGUUUGAGUUCCCAUCUUAAUUGGUUAUAUGGUGUUUCUGAUGUAAAAUUCAAAGAUAAAUUCCAAUAACAAAAUUGUUGUCAAUUUCUUAA
Molecule: messenger RNA, 1445 nt
Organism: Momordica charantia (bitter melon)
Lineage: Eukaryota; Viridiplantae; Streptophyta; Magnoliopsida; Cucurbitales; Cucurbitaceae
Product: 1-aminocyclopropane-1-carboxylate oxidase homolog 1
Source: RefSeq, a predicted model, not a curated record